Molecule: messenger RNA, 726 nt
Organism: Alternaria arborescens
Lineage: Eukaryota; Fungi; Ascomycota; Dothideomycetes; Pleosporales; Pleosporaceae
Exons: 2
Coding region: 1-726 (241 amino acids)
Source: RefSeq, a predicted model, not a curated record
AUGGACAACGACCCUGACACCCAGCGAAUUCUUGCCCGCCUGGACAACUACGGUACUCCUCAAGAGAUCGCUGAAAAAGGCUUUCGCGUCUGUCGUGUCGAUGCUGAUCUGCGCGCUAAGCUGAACAGGGUCAAGAGGGUUGCUGCAACUACGGCUGCUGUAAUUGCCACGGAUGCAAUUACGGCUGCUGCACUUACGACUGCUGCAAUUGCACACAGUAGUGCUGUCUCCGCCUCCAUGGCCGCUUCCACAUCAUCUACUGCUGGCACCAUCCCUAUCCUCAAGAGAAAAACCGCAGUCCCCACCUCCACCAUCCCCGCCAUCCCUCCCCAAGGCCAGCCGCGGGCUAUCAAGGCGCUCAAGAACAAGAUCGCAGUAAUGGAAGAUGCUCUCACAGAGAUGCGCAAUGAAGCGCCCAAGAUGCGCGAGUGCAUGGCAUGGAUGUGGGACAUCAUUGGCAAGGAAUGCAUGAAUCACAUUCCAAAGCAGUUGAAGGAUAUGUACCAUGAAACGAUGGUCGUGGACUUGGUGAAUUGGCAGCCAAACGGUAGGGUGAAAGGUGGCAAAGGUAAGGAUGACUUGAAGAAUACAAAGGGUAAAGAGGAGGUCAAGGUCAAGGAGAGGGCGUCUGCUGCCGACAAUGUCGUUGCAGGUGUCAAGCGAAGGUGCGUAUCGCCUCUUGGUAAAGACGCUAAGAAGAUCAAGUUUGAGCAGAGGGAAGUCUAA